Asterias rubens (European starfish) is the source of this 1452-nucleotide messenger RNA. RefSeq lists its product as uncharacterized. The record is from RefSeq and is a predicted model, not a curated record. Lineage: Eukaryota; Metazoa; Echinodermata; Asteroidea; Forcipulatida; Asteriidae. Bases 41 to 1264 code for a protein of 407 amino acids. The transcript has 8 exons.
UGUUUUAAUCAUAGCCGCAUCAUCAGCUGGACUGUUGGCAAUGGUGAUCGUAAUCAGCCUGAUAGUGGUUGCAUUAAGGCUACAUAAAAAACGUUAUUCAGCGAUUCCUGCAAGUCAAACAUUUGUUGCGAGCACAGCUUCUGUUACUUUCAGAGCAGGCCACUCACAAGGAAACGCGCACACAAUCUCACCGAUUCAACCGAACGGAGGAGAGCAAGAUGCGAGAUCGUUCCAUGCAGACACCGCAGCUAGUGUAGAUCUUAAUCUAUCUGCGUCACCGCCUGCGUCACUAAUCGACAACCACAAGGUUAUACAACAUUACGAUAGUGGUGGCGUCUCUUUUGGGAACAUCACGAUAGACAUGCCACUAGUCGUCUCAGUUUUUGAAGGUGACGACGUAGAAUUAGAAUGCAAGGCUCGGUAUGCGAAUGGUACAUUGAUUCAACCAUGUUGUGACUCAGUACUCCAAUGGUUUGUUGUGUUGGAAAACACGGAAGUUGUUUUUGUUGCAGGAUGUGGUAGAGUGGUGUCGUUCAAGUACAAGACUGUGGAAUUUAAUCAAGACAAUGGCAAUCUAACAAUAUUGGAUAUAGGCCUUGCAGAUGAUGCCGUGGUUAAGUGUACAGUGUUGGGAUUAUUCGCCAGUUACUCAAACAUGACACAUCUUAAAGUUAAAAAAGCAAACUUUGGUGUUCAGACUGAUGGAAAACUUACUCCAGUAGAAGGGGAGAGUGCUACCUUACCGUGCUCUGUGAUCGACAGCGGCACAACUGACAAGAGGAACUUCACCUUUGAGUGGUCACUCAACGACACCAUACUGCAGUCGUGCAAUCCAUCAAGCGAGGUCUUUCAUUCCGACCAGAGGGAGAAGUACGCGCUUCAUCACGGCAAGACAAGCUGUAAUCUUACGAUUCUAAACUUGAGCUUGAAGGACGAAGGAAGAUACCAAUGUGACGUUCAUGACUCCUUCUACAACCAGUCCAACUACAAUUCUACAACAAUUGGCUUCGGCGAUCAGCCGGCAUCGAUCACAACAUUGCCAGCAACAACAGACUUGAACGAAGGUCAAACAACGGGCAUAAGCAGUUUGACACUGAAAACGGGACAAGGGUCUGGAGCUACUCCGUUGGAUACCAUUUCUCGGAAAGACAUUGUUUUGAUCACAGCGGUGUCAUCCGGACUUGUAUUGGUCGCAAUAAGCCUCCUGGUUGUCGCAUCGAGACUCCGUAAAGAUCGUAAGGACCUGUUAUGUUUAUUGAUUUAGGGAUCUCUAAAUUUGGAAAUAGUAGUUUUUCCAAACGAAUUUCAGAAAAUCCGUAAAAGUUUAUAACGCGCAUUUUGAAUUUAUGUCUUUAGUACUUACUCACUCUAUGACUAGGGUUUCUUUUUGCUGUUAAAUGUAUUCAUUUUAAUUUUGUUUUUAUUCAGUUGUGUUUCAGUCAAUAAUCUAAA